AGCCAAUCCGACCGCGCGACCUCGCCGUGAUCCAAUUCCCAAAUUCGCAUAUCCUCCGCGUUUCGUCGUCGUCGGCGGCGGCGUCGUCGUCCCCGAGCCAAGGCAGAUUUGGGGGGGAAGCUCUGCGGGCCGAUCCAUCCGCGGAGGGUGGCCUCGCGGGUCGCUCGCUUGCCGGCCGGGGUCGUCCGAUCUCGUCUCGGGGGUGGUUGGUUGUGGUGGUGGUGGUUGCCGGAAUCCGCCGAGUUGGAUCUCGAGGGAUAAUCCGUAGCGUUGCGGGCGCCAGGCGAGGUUACGAUGCCUGCGGUGCUCGCCGCGUUCGCCAGCCUCCGCGCGGCCGCCGCCAUCACCUCCGGGGACUCCUCCUUCCCCUGUUCCCAUCGCCUCAAGCCCUCCUCCUCCCAACGUUUUAGUAGUAGUAGUAGUAAUAUUUUUAGUAGUAGUAAUUGUCUUUAACAAUUGCCAUCCCCUCGUCGCCCACGCCCGUCGGUCCUUACUUCGCGUCUCCGAGGUCUCGGGUUCGAUUUGGCCGUGCUCGAUCUGAGGCUUGUUUGGUUUUGGGGUUCCGUGCUCGAUCUCAGCCUAUUCUGGUUGUGUCUGGUUGGCCUCUGGGUUCCCUCCGCGCUUGCGAUCAGAAGGGAUUGGGCUUGUUGGAGGUGGUGAUUGCUGUUACUUCAAGCAAAAGAGAAAAUUCUCUCCUGAAUUUGGAAUUAAGCUUGUGGAUGGGCGGAUCUUUGGUAUCCUCUAGUGCCAAAGGUGUUAGCAGCAGCUCAUGUCUCUGCCACAGCACCUAUGAAAGGGCAGGUUUUGAGCAUAGCUCUUGUGCUUGCUCUGGAGAUGGAAAUGUUGAAGCUGGAAUAGAUUUGGGGCAAGAUGAUUUGGUUGUCGACGAAAUUGGAAUGGCUAUUACUGAUGUGAUGCAUGUAUGCAGUGACGAUGAUGAUGAAGGAACAAAUUCAGGUGAAGACUCUGAAAAUGAGGAUCCACUUUCUCUGGAAUCUGAUUCCACCAAUGAUGUAGUGGAUAUUGACACUGAAUUGGUCGCAUCGCCUAUCUUUCCUAGUUGCAAUACAUCUGAAUCAUCAAUUGACAAAUCAGGCUAUGGAAAUUCUUCCACUAAUGACACUCUAUUGGUUUCUGCACUGAAAGGAAGCCGUGCAAAGCGGGGGAUCGUCACAAAGCUGAGUGUUUCAUGGGCCCCGGAUGUAUAUGAUCCUCCUGUUACUUCUGGGUCGCACACUGUCAAGGGCCAUCAAAGAAGUUCAAGGAAGAGCCACUACAAAUACAAGUCCACCAAGAGCACUAGCAGUCGCAACAGCAGUGGAAGCAAAAAGGACAGGAAAUAUUCUCGCCACAGUAGCAGUAGCAGCAGCAGCAACUACAAAAGAGACAGGAAACCUUCCUACCGCAAUACCAAUGUUGGUGGAGGAAGCGUCGGCGGCAGCAGCAAUAGAAGACCCGAGUCCAGUAAUGUGUACAGCAACAGUAGCGGCAGCGGAAGCAGAAAUGACAUUGCUGUUCCUCAAUGUAGCAGGCUAUCUCCGUUGGUGCCUUCUGAGACUGCAAAAUAUCGUAACGUGUACAGCAGCACAAGCGGCAGCACAACUGACAUAGCUAUUUCUCACCAUAGCAAGGUAUCUCCUUUGGUGCCAUCUGAGGGUCAAUCACUUUCAGGAACCGUUCCUGUGCCGUCUGAGAGUGCAUCACUUGCAGGAACCGUUCCUGUGCUGAAGACAUUGGAACCGAUCAGACGCAGCUCUAGCUGCUGCAAGGAUCAGCCUUUGAGUUUUCUAUCACGCCAAAUCGUGGCUGCAAAGUACAAAGGGAUGUUCUCUCUAUGGAGUCACAACCAACUAGCUUCUUAGUCAUUCGUUAAUACAUCGUCCUACGCGUAAGCUGUUGGUUGUCAGAAAACAUUCACUGUUAUGCCUUAUUGUUACCACGUGGUUUGGUGUCUUAUUCUUUGUUACUGUUUUUUGCUCUUUCUGCAUUUGAACAUCCAAAGAGACUUCCCCGAAAGUUGUCGCUCGAAGUAUGUAUGCGUACUCGAGCUCGUUAUCUUCCCUCAUUUAUUUGUUGAAUCGUCACGAUGGUCGUGUUUUAUCAUAUUUUCUUGAAGCUUUGAACAUCAACAUAUUGGUUUAAUUAUG
Messenger RNA from Oryza brachyantha (malo sina), 2147 nucleotides. RefSeq lists its product as uncharacterized. Bases 720 to 1862 code for a protein of 380 amino acids. NCBI's taxonomy places the organism in Eukaryota, Viridiplantae, Streptophyta, Magnoliopsida, Poales, Poaceae. The transcript is spliced from 3 exons. The record is from RefSeq and is a predicted model, not a curated record.